Molecule: messenger RNA, 1472 nt
Organism: Sinocyclocheilus rhinocerous
Lineage: Eukaryota; Metazoa; Chordata; Actinopteri; Cypriniformes; Cyprinidae
Product: gastrula zinc finger protein XlCGF46.1-like
Exons: 13
Coding region: 1-1179 (392 amino acids)
Biological process (GO): regulation of transcription by RNA polymerase II
Cellular component (GO): nucleus
Molecular function (GO): DNA-binding transcription factor activity, RNA polymerase II-specific
Source: RefSeq, a predicted model, not a curated record
AUGCGUGCCUAUGAUGUGGUUGUGGAUGAAAAUGGAAAUUGUCCACUUUCAAAAGUCCAGAAGAACUUUAUCUGUGAUCACUGCUACGGGGCCUUCAGGAGUGGAUACCACCUGAAGAGACACAUUCUCAUUCAUACUGGAGAAAAGCCGUUUGCUUGUGCCGUGUGUGACAUGAGAUUUAUUCAGCGCUACCACUUGGAGCGACACAGCCUCACUCAUACUGGGGUGAAGCCGUAUGCUUGUUCCAUGUGUGACAUGCGGUUUUUCCAACGUUACCACUUGGAGAGGCACAGCCUCACUCAUACUGGGGUCAAACCAUAUGCUUGCACCAUGUGUGACAUGAGAUUUUUCCAAAGAUACCACCUUCAGCGACACAGCCUCAUUCAUACGGGGGUGAAGCCGUAUGCUUGCUCCAUGUGUGACAGGCGUUUUUUCCAACGUUACCACCUCCAGAGACACAGCCUCACACAUACGGGGGUGAAGCCAUUUGCUUGCACAAUGUGUGAUAUGAGUUUUUUCCAACGCUACCAUCUCCAAAGACACACCAUCACCCAUACGGGGGUGAAGCCGUAUGCUUGUUCCAUGUGUGACAUGCGUUUUUUCCACCGUUACCACCUCCAGAGACACAGCCUCACUCAUACUGGGGUGAAGCCUUAUGCUUGCACCAUGUGCGACAUGCGUUUUUUCCAACGUUACCAUCUACAGAGACACUGCCUCACCCAUACGGGGGUGAAGCCGUAUGCUUGCUCGAUGUGUGACAUGAGGUUUUUUCAGCGUUACCACCUGCAGAGACACAGCCUCACUCAUACGGGGGUGAAGCCGUAUGCUUGCUCGAUGUGCGACAUGCGGUUUUUCCAACGUUACCACUUGGAAAGACACAGCCUGACUCAUACUGGAGAGAAGCCGUUUGCUUGUGACAUGUGUGACAUGCGGUUCAUUCAGAGGUACCAUCUGGAGAGACACAAGCGUGUUCACAGUGGUGAAAAGCCUUACCAGUGUGAGCGCUGCCAGCAGAACUUCUCACGGACAGACAGACUGUUGAGACACCGGCGAUUGUGUCAGGGUCGCGGCGUGGCAAAAGUCGAGGCCCAGCCUUGUUCUUUCACCCAGGAGCCUCCCGCAGCCCCUCCGUCCACGUGGAGUCCUCUACAUCCCGCCCCGGGCCGACUCGCUGUCUGACACCAUACUCUUUAGACAAGCCCUGAGACGACAGCACACCCAGACCUCUCUCAGAGCCACUGGCACUGUGGCUCCACCUGCUGACAGACAGAUGCGCUACAGACAGGAUGAGGGGAAAUUCUCCUCUUUUGUUUCUUUAUUUAGAAACAAACAAGGUUCUCUUUUGAUCAUUGAGGGUUGUUUUAUACUUUUUGGUAAUAUAUUAUGGGGCUAGAAGGGGUUUUAUGGUACUUUUAAGAGGUGAAGAACAAAAAACACCUAACAUGGGAAUUUCAUGUUACUAACCAAAAAAA